Xyrichtys novacula (pearly razorfish) is the source of this 20911-nucleotide messenger RNA. Lineage: Eukaryota; Metazoa; Chordata; Actinopteri; Labriformes; Labridae. The record is from the annotation of a GenBank genome assembly.
GUCAAAUUAAACUGGUAGACUAACUUUUUAAAGCACUUUUAAUUUUCUUUUUAACUGCAACCAACUUUAAGCUUUUUUCUUUGAAGAAACUUUGAAGCCACUUUGAAGAGGUCAAAAGCAAAACGAUGGCAUCAAAAAGGGGAAUGAGUGAAGAGGAACGAAAGCGUUUGACUACGCUCUUUCACGCCUACGAUGUGGAUAAUUCGGGGGAGAUUGAAAAAAAUGAGUUCAUUACUAUUUGUCAGGAGCUCUGUGUCCCAGCCCAGGAAGCAGAUGGCAUAUUCAACCGCCUGGACGUGGACAAAGAUGGUACUGUGACCUUAGAGGAGUUCAUCAGAGGAUUCAGCGAGCAGCACCAGGGGGACGGGAAGGAUGACUCUGAAAAUGAGGAUAAGAACUCCUCAAAGAGUGACGAUGGCUUUCCAAACAAUGACAAUGUUAUAUCCAGGUGAGUUAGGAAAAAGACAGUAAAAAAAAUGCACCACACACAUCUUACUUUCUAAAUUCAUACAAGCUUUUUUACAUCAUUGUCUCAGUCUUUACACUGUGGGAGGAUUCAGGCAUUCAGGUGAUGGGGACCUCUUAAUAAAGAGCAGUUUCGCCUCUUUCAGUCAGCGUCAGACCUUAUAUAGUCUCCAUAAGAAUAACAUCUUUAGAUAUUUACAGAUCAGGGAUUAUGUUAGGUAAUACACACCCAUUUUGGAGAGAGUUGAGCCAGCAACUCAAAGGGAAAGGCAAUCUCUAUGUGUACUCCAUAAUUCAUCACUAUUCAGGACCUCACUGUCUUUGUAUGGCAUCAAAUCACUCUUGGAGUAGGAGUUAGAUGAAAAAGAUAAUGUUCUUUGCGACAGAGCUCUUUAGAUGAUACAUAACUGCUAACUCAAUGCGUUUUCUGAUUAGGUUGAAGAUUAUACACAGACCCCAACAAAUCUUUCAAAAAACAGCCAAAGACCCAGCUCUUCAGAGAACACUAUGCACUUAGCUAGACUAGUCCAACUGUUGUCCUUAGUAGCUGAAUGAGUCUUACAGCUACAGUUUGUUAGCACUGUCCUCUGGGAUUUUGUGACCAGCCGUAUGAGAGUGACUCAGCACUUAAUACUUUAGUCAUUAUUGUAGUGAGGACAAUUUAAUUGAUGGUGAUGAUGGAAGGUGCCACGCUGAUGAUUGGGUGCUGAAUCACUGAUGUGGAACAGAAAAUGAAAAAGUUUAUUAACUUUGCACAUUGCCUUUAAUUUAUUCAUCAGUUUUUUAUGAAAUAAAUACGACUUAAAGGGUGGGGUUUCCCAGGUCAUGGUUUUAAAAGAAAGUUCUAAAAAUCCGAUAUAAAAGGCUAAAAAUUGCCAACCAGAAACCUCACAAAGUAAGUAGUAAGUAAAAGUAUUUCUAUGACAGAGGAUUAGGACCUCAUAAAGAGAAAAAAAGUAAUUACAGGAAGGAGAUUAAAGUUGAAAUUUUGAGAUAAAAGGCAAAAUUUUGAGAUUAAAAAAUCGAAAUAUAUGUCAAUAAAGUUGAAAUUUCAAGAUUAAAGCCGACAUGAAUAAAGUCGAAAUUUUGACUUUUUAAAUUCCGACUUUAAUCUUGAAAUUUCACAUUUAAACUCAAAAUGGAAAUUUAAAAAAAUCUCCCUCCUGUAAUUAUUUUUUUUCUCCUCUUGUGGCCGAAACCCUCUGCUGUAGAUUUCCUUUCGUUUUUAAAGUUAUGUUUUUGGACAUUUUUCCGUCAGUGCACAGGACAGCUGAGGAGAGACAGAAAAUGUGAGGAGCAGUGAGUAGGGAAGAAAAACAGCAAAGGGUUGUGGUCUGGAUCCAAGGACUACACUCCGUACAAGGGGUGUGGUUAGACCAGUAGACCAUCAGCACCUCUAAUUUGAGAUUUCUGUGACCUUUGCUUAAGCAUUUGAUCAUCUGUUCAAAUAAAUCAAAAUCAAUUAUACUCAAUUUUCAUAAUCAACUAGGACAUUUUUAGCUUUAAUAUUGCUCAAUCAGCUCUUUUGUGUAAUUUCAUAAACUUUUGAAGGUUGUGUCAAAAGUUUCCCUCCAUGAACAGAAACCAUUUUACACUGGUUUAACUGGAAGUGCUUCUCAAAUGAGUGUUUUUAAUAUAGAUAAAGUGCUUUUACAAUUCAUUCAUUACUCUUCUUAAUUUUGCCAUAACUGCAGAAUAUUCUGUGUGUUGGUUACUGCCCCCCCAUGGACAAAGUGGUACCUCCUUACCUCUUACAUCUUGACUGAUGUUGUCCUGCACCUUGUGCUUUCUUAUAACGCUCACUCACUUACAGUCUUAUCCCUCACUGUGAAUAUUUGCUGUGAAAAAAAGAUAAAGAAGAAGGCUGUUUAUUACACAUUAUCAGUUGUUACAGGCAUAGAGAGUUAACACUAUAACAUGGAGACAUACUUGUCACUGAUGCUCUCAUUUGCAUUUGUGUACCUUUAAGAGGCAUCAAUAUUAAUUUCAACUUGUUUCAUAAUCAGUUAAAAACUCCUUACAAAGGUUUCAACUUAAAGCACUGACUUGUAGGAGCCCCUCUUGCCUCUUUUCCCAUCAAUCUCUUCUGUUAUGUAAAUCAGAGUUAUAAAGUCUGGUUUGGUUCAGUCUGAGGAGCAGAAAUACACUGUUGGGUUUAAUAAUCCCCACGUUUGUUGUCUAAGCGUCAUUUGUUAUUCUCAGAUGUGUUGGUAUAGCACGACAACGCCUAUUAAUGCAGUGUUACUUUUGGAUGCUGGUGGACGUACCACCCACGCUGGAAAUUUACUAACUUACUCAAGUCUGAACUCAAUCAAAUUCUGAGGAGAGCCCUCACUGAGGAGCAAAAUAGACUCAUUUCAUCAUUUCAUCAUCUUGCAGCCAAACCAAACUGAAGACAGAGAGUUAAGACGGUCUAUAGUCCACAGCUUUCCUUUAGCCACAUGUUCCCAUUCACAGUACUUGAUCAUAUAUGUCAAUGAAGCACUAUCAGAAAACAGGGUCAGUGCAGGCGGUUGAAAACAAAGUUAAUGAAUGUAGUGGUUAAAGAUCAUCAAUUUAAGAUCAUGUUAAAGUUAUUUUUCAUUUUAGUGCCAAAAGCCUUUUGCCAUUAGAGGCCUGUUGGAUUGUACUUGAGGAUAAGGAUAAGGUAGACUUUAUUGACCCUGGGGGAAACUAUUUCACCACCAGGACAAGAAGACUCAUACAGACAACAAACAGCAUGGAGACAUCAGAAAAACAUAGACUAACACCAGAUACACAACAAACACAGUAAAGGCCAAUGAAACAUGAUUUAAAAGUGGUACAAUAAAAGUCCUUACUUCUAAUGCUUCCCUUAAAUGGUGUUACUCAUUGGUCUCAUAGAAUAUUAAGCCUUAUUAAAUAGCUUGUAUAACCUUACUUUAUUGAAAUAUGGCAAAAAGAUUAAACGUUUUUCUGUUUUUCUCAGAAAACAUGGAGUACAGCACAUUGUGUCCCUCAGGCGGGUUAACUUGAUGUCUUUUGAGGAGACUAUACACUGAAACAAUCUUUGUUUAUAUCAUUUGUCCAUUUAACUGAGCUCAGUUAAAACAAGCAGCACUGAAAAAAAAACACUUUCAUUUGGCCUGAAGCCCACACCUCUGCUGUGGAAGUGAGAGGGAGGACACACACACCUCAAACACUCACACACAGAGUUGACACUGGUUUGACUUCACCUGAGCAGCUUCUCUAUCUGUUGGAUUUGGUUUUGCCAGAAAGAAACAAGGAUAUUUAUAUUAUUAAAGAUAACACAGAGAUGAAGAAGUGUCCGGGUCUAAUAUGCAGACCGUCUGAAAUGGAUUAACUCGGUUCCUUUUGGUAAAACCAUAGCAGCUGUCGACAUGUUUGGAUAGGAGCGCGCUGGCUGUCUGGAGUUGAACUUUGAGGUCCCCACUAUCGAGUGAAUAAAACCCUGUCAUUCUUGAAGGGUCCGUGGGUUCGUCCGUCAGUGGUCAUUCACUGAAACGCCUCUUUUCUUUCAGUACAACUCAUCCCACCAUCAAGCGGAUGAGCGCAGAGGAGCAGGACCGACUGCGUUCCCUCUUUCGCACGUACGACGUGGACAACUCGGGUAGUAUCGAGAGGAACGAGUUUCUCACCAUCUGCGCCGAGCUGCAGGUGCCAGCGGCCGAGGCGGACCGGAUCUUUGAUCGGCUGGACGUGGACGGGAACGGGACUGUCACCCUGCAGGAGUUCAUCAUCGGCUUCAACGACAGAUACGGAGAGGAGAUGGAGUCUGAAGGGGGAGACGUGUCUGUGGCCUGGGAAAACUUUGAGAGUAAGAUGGGAGACCAGGCCAAAUACAUCCCGAGGUGAGACACUCAGACACAGACACAUACCUGUCUGCAUGGCGGUUACAGAUAAUAUGGAAAUGUGGGCUCUCUGGAUAAUAUGGAUAACAGUGAGUGCAUGUUCAUGUUCUCCACAGGGAAGUACAACAAAUACCCACUGAGCAAUAGACAGCUAUUAGACGUCUAGUUCUUUUGUAGACCUAAUUUCAAUCUUCUAGAUUCUGUAUAUUUUUAGACAGAAUUUAGACAUUGCACUUUAACCCAUUAUUCUUUAACUAUUUAUUUCAAAAAGCAACUGCGAGUUGCAUAACUGAUGUCCAAGUACUUAACCAAAAUAAUUAUGAUAUCCAUUGAGCAAUAUACAGUGUAGUAUAGAUAUAGCCCAGAUUUAGACUUGGUCUAAAUUUAGACGUCUAAAAAAACCUUUCAUUUUUAGACCUGUGGUAGCCUGAUUUUAGACCAGUUGUCUAGGCUUUAUUUAAACGUCUAUUAGACCUCUUUUAGACCAAAAAUGAUCAGCGGGAUAUUAAAUAAAACCUUCACAGGAAAGUUAAAUACUCUUCAAAUUCAUGUGUCACAACUGCACCUGUUUGAUUUGAUGAAAGAAAAACAAUGUCAGUCUCAGACCUCAGUGGUAAGAGCUGCGGACAAGUGUGGUUGAGCAUUUGAUAGACAUAUUGGGUCUGUCUUUUCCUUACACAGUAGUCUGUACAACAGUAACGCCUCAGAGCUGACAGCAGACAAGUAAAGGAGUGGACACUAAGAAAGGAAACGAUUACAAUACAAUAGACAAAAAAAGUCAGGAGAAAUAAUGAGGCAAAAUUGGGCAAUGUAUGAAAAUUCAUAGAUGAAUAUUUUCACAAACUAUAAAGGGAGAGAAGAUGAAACAGGUUAGUGGUGACCCUUAACUACACAGAGAUAAGGGGUUUGUCUUUUCCACAGCCAGCAUUCAAUCUGUUAGAUAAUGAAAUUCAGUUUUUCAGGAUAAACCUCCUUGAGGGGCAUCAGCUUGUUUUUACGGGGGUCUCAGACAGACACAAAAAUAAGUAACAGAACACACAGUACAGGACAAAAUAUACAACAACACAGCAAAGGCCAGACAGCUUCAGACCAACAACAACAAACACUGACAAGCUUCACCACAAUCAUUAAGUAAUUCUUGAUAUUUAACUAAAAUCCCCUUGAAAACUUCUGACCUCUAAAUAAAAUCAUAGCUACCAUCCUUUCAUUAACCUAUCAUUGUAGUUUUUAAAAUCGUGCAUGUUGUAGAUAUGAAUCUGAUUUCCUGAAUAGUUUAAGGUAUGAAAUGUUAUAUUGUUGCAUCAAGUUGUCUGAAGUCUGAGACCUUUGUUCGUUUCACUGAGUUUCAUUCAUCCUGACAUUACCAUGGUUCUUCCAUAGUGGUGGUUGCAGAAUGAUGAACAAAACAUCUCUCUUGCUACAAAGUAUACCUGUGUUUUGAUUGAGGGACCUAGAAUAGAGAGUACCCACUACUGGUAAAACCACAUUACUGUUUAAGUGAAUGGAUAUUGUCGACCAAGACCUCAAAGACCCCCGUACAAAAACUGCAUGACAAAUCUUUGCUCAGAAUCAUUAGUCACGGUAUUUUUUCAUUGACACUAAGUGAAAAAAAUAAAUAAAACAUUUCCAGACUUGAUACAUCGAGUAAAUUCCCUUUGUAGACCAAAUCAAGCAGUAGCCUUUACUCAUUUAAUACUUUUAAUACUUUAAAAACAGUCUGCAUGCAGUUUUACAACCAAGACAUAGUUUAUAUUUGUCCUUAGAAAAACUACUGGUGAUUUACAUUCAAUUAGAACUGUAAAAGAUGGAAAUAAAAGCUUUAACAAACUCACAUAUUACCUAAACAUUAUAAUUGCUCAUUAAGUUUACUUAUAUAGUUAUUUAUCUAUUCUAUAAUACAUUAAUGUAUUAUUGAAGUGUGAGACUAAAGUGUUGAUGCACCAGAAAUGUGCUCAGGAGACUAAAAGCGCUGUUAUCACUUUCAGUCUGAUUCCAAAGGUGUUUUUGAAGGAGGAAGAUACGUAUUUGGUGCCAUGUAAAAUGAAACCUCUUUAUUUGCAAUUUAAAAACCACAUUUCUGAAAACAGCAGAAAAUAUAAUUUUCUAGAAUAGUGUAUGUUUGUUUCCAUUAAAUGUAAAGAUUCUUUUAAUAUAAGUCUACUUCAAAUUUUAUCGUGUAACUUUCAGUUUCUCCCUCCUAAAUGAAACACCUGUCUGCCUCUUCUUUUAUGAUUCGUUAAGAAUAUGUGAGUUUCUUUAUUCCUGUCUUCCCUUUAUUAUAUUCAUUGCAUCAUCUAGUUUUGUUUCUCACAUCAAAAGUCAGGUAAAAGUUGGGCGAUACAAUUAACACCUUUCCACUGGACCCAGUUCUGACCCGGUCAAACCUGUAUAAAUGAGUGUGAAUGUAACAUUAGGCUGGUGUAUCAACAUGUAUGACAGUGUGUUUUUGUGGGCCUCAGGCCGGGCAUGGGACUAAUCCUCGUGCUGUUGUGCUGUGGCAUCGUCACAUUGAUUUCCACAGUGGUGCCAUCCACUGAAUAGUGUUUCUUGUCUUUAUGCAAUAACAGUCAGCUGAGAGAGGACUGUUCUGUAAAUGUUGCACUGAGCUCACAUCAGACAAGUGUGCAUUUUAAAGAGGGAUGAAAGAAUAGUUUGUUAAAAUAUAACAUGGAGGCACCCCGAGCAGAAAAUCAAUUAAAUCCAUAAUUCUUUACCGACUGAGAAUGAUGUAACAUGACGUGUAUUUUGUUCUUUUAAAAAACGGCAUUUCUCAGCUGAUUGGGCAACUGAUGACUUGGGAGCACAACGUUACUUUUCAGAAAUUCUCAAUGCUUAAAGUUUUGGUUUUAUGCAUAAACAUUUCAUGGCUAUGCUUUCUUAGAAAUCCUUGAGAUGUGUCUCAACCAUCAAAAAGCUUCUUUCUUGUGCAAGUCCAGUUAAUUUUGACUGAUGCUUGUAAUUAAUUUGUCCUGAAGCCUGAGGAAGUAUCACAGAUGCCUCAGUCAUGUUGGUACUUGCCCCAUUGUUUCCUGCACUUUCACUUCAGAGUUCACCACUAAACUAAACCACUUAAAAGUAUUUCAAAGAUUUUCUAUAAACUUCAAAUAUAAAGAAAUAACAGAGGUGUCAUCUGGAUGUGAUAGGGCUAUUGAAAGUCGAUAAAUACCUGCUAAAAUGACAUUUUAUUUGUCUGUAUAUUCUGGAUUUAUGGCAAAUAAAGACUUCAUAGGUCAUUGUUGACCAUUUAGGGAAACUACAGCAGAAAAACAGUCAAAUAACCAAACUGCACUCACAAAAAGAAAAGAAAAAUAGGGUAGAGAUGACCCAACAACAGCGUUUGUGUAAAUCUUUCUGUGUCCUCGUUUGGUAAAUUCCAUUUUGCGGCUCUGAAGUUGGAAAACUUUUAGUUGUUUGUGUGUUUCUUUUAUAAACUGGUUGUCUGUGACACUCUGACUCUCCAGUGAGCCAUCAUGAGUUAUUGACAGAAAGGCAACUGUGUCUAUAUGCAUUAGCAAUACACCUCGUCCACCCUGUUGGAAGACAAACACACACUCACUGUAGACAAUUGACCCACUUUUACCUCCCUGGUGUGACACUUGAAAAGCUCCAUCACUGUGUCAUUAUAAUUCCUCUGAAUGACGCACACUUGACCUGAGAUUGGACUGAGUGAUUAGGGUUUAGCUGUUGGAGUUCACACUUCAGGUUGCUUGUCCUAUUGGUCCAGUUUCUGCUGUGUGGUUUUUCUUGUUGAGGAUGGGACUGUGGUGCACACCACAGGGCGGUUCUGCCGAGCUAUAGGCCGAUAAAGAUGAAUUGAGUGUGCAUCUGAGACGGUUCAAGUCAUUUUCUUGGUCUGCUUUAAAAUCUGAAUUAGACAUGAAGCUUUUGUGUGUCUGACCUUUUUGGAUAAUGGUGGCAUAUCUGUGAAGUUACUCGAUGAAAUGAUGCUUUCAUCCGCUGGCUAUUACAAUAUGAGAUUGUCGCAGUUGUUUUCUGUUAAUCACCCAACCAAACUUUUCUUUUUUUAUUAUUGUCAUCAUUAAUCCAAAAACCCCGCUGACAAAAGUUGAAAUGUAGAAUAGCAACUCUUAGGUUAUUUCAUUUUCAAAAGGUUUAAAAGGGUAAUUUACAACAUUUAAGGGAAUGCUGUUAUGUAUGCUGAGCUACACAAACCAGUCCCUGUAGAUGGCCUGAUAAAGUGGGUUCUAUUAACCUUGGAGGUCAGAUCAUGUCAGAGCUUUGAAUGUGGAGGCCACAUUUAUGUUGGCUGUGUUUCAGAAAGGAGACAGGGAGUUGCAUCACCAUUAGCUCCUGUUUGCUAAUGUCGGGCAAUAAAAACACACUACAUGAUAGUUUGCACAUGGGCACCAAUAUACUGUGUCCGCAGAUAUAACAAAACUACUGUUGGGACUGGUUUCAAUACACAAACAAAACUAAGUUGCUUAUAAACUCUAAUUUUACUGUCGAUGUAAGAGCAACCAUCUUGGGUUUAAAGCUUGAGAUUGCUGAAGUUGCUACAACUUGGAUUUUACAACUUCUGAGAUCCAAUGGACUAAUAAUAAAAAGACAGGAAAGUGGUGUCAAUACUCUUUUGCAAACACAAACAAAAACUGUUUUCUUAAAACUUCCUGUUUUUUUUAAACCUCAAAACACUUUCUCCACCCUUUAGUUUUUAUUGUAGCUGUUCUUGAAAUUGUCAUAACUGUACUUUUUUACUCUUUUCAAUAAGUAAAACAAUAACAUACACUAGAAAAUUCAGAAUAUAAUCCAUAACCUGUAUAUCAUACAUAGACAACAUAGCUGAUUUACUCUUAAGUUCUGCAUGAAAGAAAAACAAACCAAGAUUCUUGAAUUCCUCAAACUGAUGUGAGAUCCUCAUUGUCUUGCAGGCAUGAACAAGCAGCCACGUUGUACCAGAACAUCAGUCUGACUGAGCCCAGAUUGAUCCCUCAGCUGGAGAAAGUCAUCAUGAACUUCACCAAAGAAAUCAAACAGCAAACCUCAGAGAUGGAGAACCUGGCCCUCGCCAUCAAACGGUAAGAAACACACACACACUGUACAUAGACACUGACUCACAUUUUAAACUUGGCUUACCAAGUAUCAGAAGAACCCUGAUUGUAAAAGACCAUAUAAAAAAAAAAUACAGUGAAAGGACAUCAACAAACUGGCAGGUGCAGAAACAGACAAACACUUUAGACCUGUGCCACAUCCAACCAUCAGAUCCAGUGCAGAAAAAAUCAAGUGUAAAGACCAAACAAGGAGAAAGAACCUGGGAGUAAGACAGACAUGCACGCAGGUGUGAGAGCGAGGAGAAAGAGAUCAUAGGCUGGAAUUGAACUCUGGCCAUCAAGGUUGUAACCCCGAUAAUCAGAUUAUUCUAUCAACCAAUUUGAAGGUGGAAAAGAUGAGGUUAAGUUCUGAUUAAAAAGGGUCAGAACGUGUUAGGCUGUCUGAUCUCUUCAAGGAGGUCACCUCAGAUACAACAGGGGAGAGUACUGCAGGAAAUAAAAGGUUAAAGAGGUCAGACAGACACUAGAGGGUUUUCCAAGCUGAGAUAAUAUAAAACACAACAUUUGAUGACAGACAGUCAGAAACUUUAAGUGUUAACAUGGUGCAAGUGAGAAUAGUAAUUCAAAAGCUAAGAAAAACUACGUUUUAAAAAGAGCCAAAAAGACUGAAGUUCAAGCGUCUCAAACUCACUGAUAACUGACAUGGCAGUUGAUAUAGUGAUUUUUUCACGUCUUUUUAAAAAUGUUGAUAAUUCAAAAGUUUUGCAUGACUUUUUGCUUUUUGCAGAGAUACUCAAACUGCUGAUCCAACUUUCAUACUUUGAACCAAUUCUGUCUAAUAUUUCCUGAGUCUAUUCUGUAACUCAAACUACAUAACAACAAAUCUAAAUCACCAUGAGUCUCACUUUUGUAUGAUAUAUUCAACAAAAAUGUGUAUUAAUAUUAGUCCGACACUGGUUAAUAUUAAUACUAACGUUUCAUAGAGUGUUUUGAGGUAACAUUUAUAAUGAAUACAGGCUAUAGAAAUAGGUUAACUGAUUAAUGAUCCAUUUAAGUAUAUCUAUGAUUGGUCCAUUUGGGAUCAGUCAGUCAGUUGCUUGUCUUUAUACUCAAAAAGGUGGGAUGAUUGAAUUGUCUUUUGUUCCUGACAAAGCAGCUGAAUAGCUGAUGGAGAUUCAGCACAGCUACCAGUAGAUGACAUAUACAGUAAAUUGGGAUCAAACCUCUUAUCUUGGAGCAGACAUAACCCAAUUACGCCAGGCUGUAAUCGGAUCUGUUUUGAUCUGAGGUCUCUUGAAUUUACCCUGUUAUUUGGCAGGGCGCAGGACCAAGCAUCAAUGCAGCUCAGUGAGAUGGAGGAGGAGAUGGAUCAACGCAUUCACGCUGCUGAGAGAAGAACUCGAGAGCAGGUGGGACAAACUCAAAACCAUCUUCAACAAAUGUGCAUCACUUUCAGAUCUUGUUUUAACAUCUGACGCUCAAGAUUGUCUCUCUAGAGUUUGUAAAGACAAAGCGAUAAGCAAGGCGUGUGUUCAGCUCUUCCCUCAUGUCAAACAAACAGCAGAGCAUCAGAUUACCGGUCCACACUCUCUGACACACCUGCUGAUCAGCUGGAUUUCAUGAUCUGGGAAUCACAGAUAUGAAACAUUAGACAGAUAAGGCGUUUGAGCAAAUUUAGCCUCCAGUGUUUAAAAUGAUAAGGCUGUAUUGAGCUGUGGUGAUAAGGAUUUAUGAUGUGUGAAUAAAAAUGAUAAGAAUAAAACCAAGAGAAAACAGACAUACAAUCAACCUGUAGCCUGAAUUAUUGUUUAACCUGUAAUCAGGUUUAUAAAUACAGAAUGAAAGUGAUAUAUAUGAAACCUUUUUUAUCUCCCAUAUUUGAAGUGAUUGUACCUAAAAAAUGAGGUUAAUUUAGGGGAUGCAGCAGGUGUUGCUUUCAGGGAAAUACAGUACAUGCUAUUUUGUACUUUUCAACACUGUGGCUGAUGUUCCAACCGUGUUUGGAACAGUUUUGAUGAUGAAAAUAUUGAGUUUUUUUCUAAUUUGGUUUAUCAAAGUAGGUAGUUUACCUCGUGUGUGCUGCCUUUCAAUCCCUUGAGGGAAAAUAAGCUACCUUCAUGUCCUGAGGAGUCUUUAAAACCUGGGCAGGAACAUGAACUCCGUUAUCACUGCGUGUGUGUGUGUGUGUGUGCAUAAAAACUUAUGUAAGUGUACGCACCUCAUUGACUCAGGAGAACCUGUGUUUGUUUUGUCAUCGAAGGGCACACAAACGUCAAACACUCUCACCUGUAUUCUCCCACACUGUAAUGUACAUGCACACUGAGAAGCUCUUUAUUUUUGGAAACUGUAGAUAGACAGUUUUCGAUACCCAGAAAAAAGUGCCAAAAAAAGGACCCAGCUGUAGAUUUUUGUUGAGAAAUAUCACAAAUCUCAAUGAGGUUAAUGUUUUUCUGUUUUUGUAGGAAAAGAAGAAAACCGAGGCGGCGCUGAGUGAGGUGCAGAGAAAUUUUGAAAAUGAAGUGUGUGAGCUGCAGUGCAAGAUCCAGAGGAUGCAGAUGGUAUGUUUUUCAGCUCUUACACAGCACUCCAUUGUUGAGAUAAUCAGGCUUAUUAAAGUGGAAAAGCAACAUAUUGUGUAACUUAGAAAUACAGAAAUAGAAAUACAAAAGUCAAUUCUUCAACAAACAUGAGAAAGAGUUUAUACUUGACCUUUUAGAUACAAACAGCCCACACCUUUCAAAGUUGUUUGUAUGACACAGGAACACUGUGUUCAUUAGACUGCAUUGACAAGAAACCAAACCAGGACUGAUUUAAAAGCUGAACUCUCUCCUCCUGAGUCCACAGAUUGAAACUUCACAGUUCUCAUGAUUUGUUUGACUGUAUGUGUACUGUACAGUUUAAAUCCUGCAAUCUCAUGUAUGUCCUUCUUGGAGUCAAAUAACCUUAAUCCUAUGUUUGAAUUUGUUCUUCAGAUAGAAGAGAAGUACAAAAGAAUCACAGUGACAGAUGAGAGCCCAGCUUUAAGGAAGAAAAUCAAUGAACUAACACUGGUGAGUCGUAUUGGGGUGCCUAAUGUUGUUGUUUUUUAUUUCAUUCAGAGGUAGCUUGUUCAUAACAAAUUGAAAUUCUCUUUUUUGUAGGAGAACCAGAAGUUAAAACAGGAGCUGAUGAAAUCUCAGACUAAAGUGGCCUGUCUGCGAAGUGAGAUGGACUCCCUACAGACAGAGCUGACUGAUCAAAGCAUCACCUCUGAGCGGUACAAUCCACGUGUCUUUAUUUGCAUCCUUCAUUUUUUAUACUGUUUAUCACUUCUGGGUCACCAGGUUAAAUCUGUGUGCACUCCUUUAAGGCUAAACCUCAACAAACAGGACCAGCCCUAAAAAUAAAGUCUGUAUCACUGAGGGAAUAAUUAAGUUGCAUCAUUAGCUGGUCGUGUAAAAAGGUUUCCCCAUUUGCCUGUGUGCUUUCAAAUUAAACAGGGAAGUAAGGUCCUUCUUCUUUUGAAUAGUCAGAUUUUUCCCUAGGUUUCUCUGCUGUCUUUAUGUCAGAGGAUUAAUUUUAUUCUUCAAAAUGAAAAGCAAAGGACAUUCUUACAAAGCCCUAUUCUUCAUCUUUUUCUCUCCACUGCACAAACUCACCCACUCUCUCUUCCAGAGAAAACUGUAAUUUUAAACCUGUAAUUAUGAGUUGUAGAGCUGGUUGCUUGUUUCUUCCUCUCCAUUCAGAAAACAAGUUUCACACUGGGAUGACGAUGUUGAAAAAGCUCCAGCUUCCCCGAUUAAAUAGAUUUCAUUCAGACCCUUUUUUAUUUUACAAAAGUCUCACUAGAAGCUGAGAUGAAAUGAUCCCACUGUUAUGAGGUUCACAGACUCACUGAUAGACAGAGGCUCCACCCCCUCACUCCCGAGGGAUGUUUUCGUUUUGUCACAGCUGAUACAGGAUAUCCUGGAGUUGCCUCACACACACAAUAACUUCUUCAGGAGUGUCGCCUGGCAACAGAAGCAGCAGGGCCACCAGCAAGAUAGCAGCCUGCCUCUUUGGACAAUCUCAGUGUUUACAUUGUUGCCUCUCUCUCUGAGGUGUCUCAUGUUAGUCAGAAAACACGUGUUAUUGCUGACUGAAUCAGCUGAUUAGCUGUGGAAAAUUCCCUUUUCAGUGACAUUUAGUGAGACACAGGACGCUUUAUUCCUAUCGAAAGAUAAUUAUCUUAAUGAGGUUUUCUGAAUGUCAUCAUUUUUUUUCCUGAAGUUGUAAAUUUUAUUAAUAAUAAUCAAACCAAUUCAUGCGUUGACCAACCAAGAUGAGUUUUUUAAUUUACUUUUGCUUGCUUGUUAUUGUUUCUGCAGAGACGAAGAGUUAAUGAAACACUUCUCUGAUGAGCGAGAUGUCCUAGAGAGUCAGAUCGAGAUCCUGCAGUAAGUCACGUCAAACUGUUCUUUAGUUUUUUACAGGAGGGUAUUGGUUUGAAGAAUUAAGUAUAGUUUAAUGAUAAAAUCUAAAAUAUCUGAAUAUAAUACCUAUCAUUUUGUGUUUGUGUGUUUAGGACAGCUAACAGGAAACUUCAUGACACCAAUGAUGGCCUGAGAGCUGCUCUGGAGAGGAUUACGAGGGUAUCACUGCACUGUUCAUGGAAUAAAAAGUCAAAACUCAAAUCAAUGUCAUUCUGUCUGCUGGGUUGAUAGACUCUCUAUAAAUAUAAACUCUCUUAAUGCUUCUUCUAAUGGAUAUUUAGUUUUUCCUGAAACUCUUGUGUUUGUUAUUCCUAAUCUAUUUUGUAAGUUACAUGACCCUGAAGUAAUGCCUUUGACAAAUCAGGUGUCCUGCAGCCGUCUCUGCUGCUCUCAGAUUUGAGAGUUCAUUUUCCAGUAGAUUGACAGCUAUGUGUAUCCUGAUAAUACUUUUUAGUAAAACUAUUGGUUUGUUAUACCGACAGCAAACUAAUUCUGAGGUGUUAUGUGUUACAGUCCGGUACUGGGGCCUCACCAGCAGACAUAAAGAACAGAAACAGAAGUAAAAGUAUCUGCUACACAUCGUCGAAUGCAUUAAUGGAAAGGUAAGACCCAGACGCAAUUCAGACAUCUGUGUUAUUGUACAGCUAACAGGACAUCAUUUUAUAAUUCUCACUCAAACUCACUUUUUUUGUACAUUAACACCAAGUGAAGAUUCAAGAUGAUUAAUGCUUUGGGAGUUAAGCUGUUUAACUUUAGACCAGUUUUGUCAGGUUUCAUCCAUUUGCAUCAGUGCAGGAGGUGUUUUUGCUUAAAUACACAGCAUCUGACAAUGAACUCUGACGCAUGAGCCGAGAACUUAAGUGUUUUUUCCUAGAACGGAACUGCGUCUUUUUAAAAGCAGAAAAAUAAAUGUUGAACUGCUUUGGGAUAUUUAUUCAAGGUGUUUUUAAAGAUAAGAAGUGAAACAAGGGAUUUUGUUUUGCCUUAGAGUAAUAAAGAAAGAUAAAAUGCAAUAGGCCACUUAUCAAACUGUGUAUUCUGACGCUUCAAUUAGAAAUGUUAAGUUUGUAUACAUCAGGUAAUUGGUGGAAGAAGGAAAUCUUUCUACAAUAGAGCUACAAGUUUUACUUCAGCAUGUAAAUGUAUUAAACUAUGGUACAUUUUUUGCACACUAGACACAUUAGAUUUACAAAACUUCAUAGAAAAAACAUUUUUUGUUUCCAUCAAAGCAUCAAGUAAGCAUCUAAUAUCUGUAAACAUGUUCUUCAGUUAAAUAUUACAUUAUUUAAGGAGACUUCAAACACUUGUUGUUUAAUGUGGACUGUUUCUACAGUCUACUCGGGCUUAAAUGAUUAUGUUGUGACAAUUGUAAUAGUAGUUGAAGUAAUAGUAAAGGUAUGUACGAGUGUUAGUGUAAACUGUAAUCAGAGGAGGUGGGGUGGAUACUCAGCAGAGUUCUCAGGCUAGGAUGUUGUGUUUGAGUUGUUUGCAUCUUUUACGGCUACCUUAAAGUCCCACUCCGAUCAUAUUUUUUUUGUACUUAAAGUGUUCUCAGCUGUCUUUAAAAUGUGAUUACAAGGUUUUUAGCCAAAAUCACAUUAGCUGUGUCAUCUUCAAGGGCUUGUCUUCUGCAGAGCUCCAGUAGCUCAUUAGAAAUUCACUUCUGAGUCGUGGGCGGAGACAGCACUCCUCUGCACACUCCUCUUCCUGCUAGCUUGCAUCCUAACAUUGCCGGUGCAGCAGAAGUGGCAGUGGUAGUAUAGGAGCUAUUUGGCUCCCGGUCAUUAACAUCUUUGGGGGCGUAAUGAAAGCUAAUAACAUAAUUAGAUUUCUUAUGAACAUUGCAGUCUGCUAACUUACACAUUUGUUCUGCGAUUGUUCUUUCUGCUUCUUGGAAUCUGGCCUGCAGAGUGAGGCACAGGGGGCGGAGCUUGGAUUUGUGACAUAGAAAUUCCUACAAUGUCUGAACCUGCUGUUUGGGUCUGUGAGAGGUUCACAGCGAUUUUAAUGCAGAAAUACUCAGAAAUGCAAAAAUUUCUUCUCGUGAAAACUACUGGAAGUAGAAAAGUGUAUGGCCUUAUUAAAACUAAUAAUGGCUCUUGAGCUGCAUCUCCAAACUGUUUACCUCCAUUGUACAACACUGGAACUGUUGACAGCAUUUAGAGAGGCUAAGCUGGCAUUACCCCCCAAGUAAAUAGACUAUUGUUUUGUUUUUUUGAGAAAAAAUGGCUGACCUAGAGAUUGAGAUCAUAUCACUGUUGGGAAAGUUAUCAUUGAGGUGAUAAAUCAGGUGAGAGGCAGAGCAGUCUUCUAUUUUUUGUUCGUUGAACAGAAAGUCAUCAUGGUAGUGUGUUAUUCUUUUACGACUCUUUUGUUUUUGUAUUUUAUUACCUGAUCUCCCUUUCAGGUUCUGUCAACGUACGGAUGAGUUCCCUCUGUUCAGCCGUCGGCCCAGCGGUGACUCUCUGGCACUGGCCAUGUGCGACCCUGGCCUGAGGCGCAGACACAGCAGCGAGUGCGAGGAGGACAGUCUGCCUGAGGUUUACAUGGACAGCGGCCUGUCAACACUCAGAAGCUCACAUGAAGGCUAUGACUCUGAACCAGAGGUCAAAGGAGGUCCAGAAGAAGAGGAGGUGGAGGUAGAGGUAGAGGUAGCGGUAGAAGAGGUAAAAAAGAGGGAUGAGAGGAAAACGGAGGAAGAAAACAACAAAAGCACGUCGAAUGGACCCUGUGAGGCUGAGGUGAGACAAUGACACAUAUUUCAUAACAUUCACAGAUUUAAAGGAGGUAAAUCAAUCAUAAGAUAUGUGAAACAGGCUUCUUAGCUUGGUGAGGGGAUGAAUUAGCAUGACAACGAUGCUUCAGGCUCUGUUCAUGCGAAAGAAAAAAGGACAGGAAUAAAACACUGAGCCAGGAGGAACAUUUCAGACGUUUUUUGCACUGCACCUAAAGCAGAUGCUGAGGUAUCACAUGAGUAAUGUGACUUUUGGUUAUUCCAUGCCUUGUGUCUAGCUUUAAACUAGCUCCUCUUGUUACAAUGACUUCAAGUUAUAAUGUUUUGAAAAAUAAAUGAAGGGAUAGGGUGAUUUUUUUGUCUAUGUAGAUUUUUCUGCUAAUGCUUCAGAGUUUACUUCUGUGUCAACUUCACAGCCGGCUGAAACACAGGAUGCUGAAUCAGCGAUCGGGUCGGACAGCAGCUCUAUUCUGGACUGGAAGCCAGCUGAAGCCAUCAGUGAGGCAGAGCCCUCGGCCCGGACUAAACGGAAAGCCCUCCGUGCGAUCAGUGUUCAGGUAAGACAAGGAUAUCAUUGAUUCAGGAGGGGAUGGGAAAGAUAAUUUCAGGAAUUGAACAAGGAACUUAAAAAUACAUGUAAAUGCAUGCAUCAAUUUUUCAGUAACUGUGAGGACCAACAUUUACUGUUUGACACUAUUAAGCUGAACAAUCUCAUCUAUACAGAUUUUACUCAUUUAAGUACUUUUUAAUUGUGUGUUUUGCUUUAACUGUGGAUUGUCUGAGUAUGUUUAAACUAUUUUUUUAAGUAUUCAGUAACUUUUUUGCCAAAUGCAAGUAAAAUCUGUUCGUCACUCUGCCUUAUCUUCUCCAGCUUUCUGUAUCUCCUCUAAAGAAGGAAGAAAGAGAGAGCACUAAUCUGGAUUACAUGACCUCAGAGAAAGCUUAUAGGAUCGUAUUGGCUGGAGAUGCUGCGGUGGGAAAAUCAAGCUUCCUGCUCCGCCUCUGCAAGAAUGAAUUUAAAUUAAACACCAGCUCUACACUGGGUAAGUAGGACCAAGUUAAAGCCGCAAAAACAAACAAAUAAAAAAGUCUGAGAAGAGGAGUAACAUUAAGUUAAACAGCAAAUAAAUGAUGAAUUAUGAAUUCGUAGUUUGAGAAAUUGUUAUCCUUUGUGUGUUCAGGGGUAGAUUUCCAAAUGAAGACAGUCAUUGUGGAUGGCGAGCCUGUUGUACUACAACUAUGGGACACUGCUGGACAGGAAAGGUCAGAAUAUGUGCAUGCAGAGAUCAAUUCUCUAAUUUCUUAAAGCAGUGAUCUUACUGCUUGGUGUGAUUGGUGUAUAAUUUACAAGUGUUAAUCGAGUGCCGUGUAAGCAAAGCUAACAGAUGUCAGUAUGUUGUUUCUGAGAGGUAAAGUCAAUUGACUUUGAGCACAUGAUGGCACAUAGCAGAUAAAUGGGUCACAAGUUUGUGUGUGCCUCCUGAACCUGUUUCUCCUCUCAGGUUCCGUAGCAUUGCAAAGUCUUAUUUCCGACGGGCAGAUGGCGUGCUGCUGCUGUACGACAUCACCUGUGAGAAGAGCUUCCUCAAUGUUCGAGAGUGGGUGGACAUGGUCGAGGUAAAGCACCACUCUCCAAAACAGCAUUUAAAUAAGUUAUAUUUUCAGCAGAAAACUGUGAAAGUGAAAAUCAUUGAUGUUUCUGUAAUGUUAAAUGUUGCUUGUUCCUCUCUUUUCACAUGCUGCAGACAUGUAAGUGCUGCUCUGAUUGUGCUCUGCUGUUUAAACAGGUUUCCAUGUAGACGUUUAUUUAUGCAUGCAGUUUGGGAUGUGUACAUUUUCUCAUGUGUUGUCUUACACAUUAUGCACACCACUAGCGGAAGGUACCUUUAUCCAAUCACUGCUAUAAUAGUAAACAAUAAAUAAGUAUUCAAUUAAAUUACUUUCUCAGGUUUUUUCUUAGGAUUCAUACCUAAAAUAUAUAUAAUAUUGAUUUUUUCUAAACUGAAUUUGUUUAAGUCUAGAGAAAACUUUUUACCUUGCUGUAUCUCAAGUCAAGACUCUUUUUUCAUGUUAAACUGCAUUUUUUAAAUUGCUCUUCCUACUGUAAGUAAAAUAUGUAUGACCUUUCACCACCCACAAUGUAUACUUUGUGGUGAUUGGUAUCUAAUUAACAGUUCCAUUUUUUUAAUACAAAAUAUUUGUAUUUUAAUUUUUGACUUCAAAUUUUUUUAUCAACUACUUCCUGUCUUUUAAUUUUUUUUUUAUCUCCAUCGGCAGGAUUUGUCCUAUGAGGAUAUUCCCAUCAUGCUUGUGGGUAAUAAAAGUGAUCUUAGACAAGACGGUGUCAACUGCGUUCCUACGAGCUAUGGAGAAAAACUGGCGAUGGUAAUAAUGAAAAUAAACACGACUAAUGUCUUACUUCACUCUGAAUAUUUGCUGUAUAUUCACACAAAAGCUAGAGCUAAUGAUUUCCUCUCCUGACUCAACAGACCUACAACACUCUGUUCUGUGAAACAAGUGCCAAAGAUGGUUCCAACACUGUUGAGGCUGUGCUGCACCUGGCCAGGUAAGAUAUAGCUUUUCUCAGUCAUUUGAAAAAUCCAAAAUAAAACUAGAGAGGGGGAUUUUAAUCAACAUCAUUUUCUGUCAUUUUCUAAGUGAAAAUGUCCAUAUGAAUGAGACAAAAGUAGCACACGCUCUUCAGGAGACACUUAAUAACUAUAAAAGUUACCUUAGAGUUUAAGAAAGUUUCCAGCUACGACUGUAACCACCUGCCAAGAGUGGGGUCUAUUACCAAAGUAUAAAUAACUUUUGCUGCCCUCUAGUGGGGGACAGUAAGAACCAGUUCAAAGGGAGAAAAAAGGGAAACCUGUCAAGAGAAGAAAAAUGACACAAAGUUCAGAGGUGCCCCUGCAGACGCGGAAAAGAAUUUGAUGUUUAUAUUUUCCUGCCAAAACAUUAAAAUAUCUUAUCCUAAUUUUUCUUGCUCGCAAUCAUCUUGUCACUUUCUUUACCGGCAUGCUGCAGCAUUUCCAAGCAUGUCAGCAAAGGUCAGGAAACACAGAGGGAAGCCUAAAUUCUAUAGAGCGGGUUAAUACAUACUCACCAUUAUCAACACGGUUACACUGCUGAUGGUAAACUUCGAACAAUUUAACACCUGCAACAAUAGGGACAUUCAUUCCUUCUUCUGAGUGAGACCUGUUGACUUUAAGUGCUUUAAAUUUUAGGAUCAGUGUUUUAUUAUUAAUUCGCAGAUCCUCAAAAAGUACUCAUGCAUUUACUUAUGUUAUAUUUAAUAGUAUAUCCCUUUUCCAAUUCCAACACAGUUGGGAUAGUUGACUGUUUUACAUGAGUUGCGUUCUGCUGAGGUUUCCAUCGUUUAAAAGGAAGCCUUUCUUUACCAAAGUGCUCUGCUCAGGGUGGAUUAAGAUAAGACUGGGUCUUAUACUGUAAGAUGGGACUGAAUCUUCCUAGUCUAUCCCGAUAUUUGAGUCCCUGUAAGUAAACAAAGAAUACAGUCUAGACCUGCUCCUAAUCCAAAAAGAUAGGUAGGCAUUCUGUCAGUCGAACAGAGGCAUUUUUUCUUUAGUGCUAUGUCCCUGUAAACUUGAACAAAAUGAUUGAUUUCUUUGCUGACUUUUAUGUUUCUUGCUUUUUUCCACCCUGCAGGCAGGUCAUCAAACAGGCUACUUUUGAUGAUAAGAGUUUCAAACAGAAGCUGCCCAGCUUAAACGCUCCAAGGAAAAAGCCAAACUUCUCCUGCUGCAACUGAUCAAACUCAUCUACACCUCUUCCACAUCUUUCUUAGUGUGAACUUAGCACAACUACGAUAAGGACUUCACAUGCAGAAACCUGAUCGAACUGAAAGUAGACACUUACAUUUCUGCAGGAUUACAGCAAGAGGGAAAAACCACCAUCAUCAUCACUGACCAAAUCAAUUCAUCAGAGAAAGUUGAGAUCAUCAGAACUUUUAAAUCUCCACAUAAGUUCAAACUUUUUGUUUUGUUGUGCACACUCAUGUUUUGUGCUGUAUUGUUUGUGUUUUAUGAAGCUGUAUUUGUCUAGCACGAAUAAGUCUUAUUUAUGUAAUUAUACACUUUGACAUGAGGUCCUUCAACAUUAUUUAGUAUAACUGUAAAGUUUGCCAGGACUACAGCCAAGGUCCUGAAAAGUACAUUAGAGUAAAUGGUGAAAAGUAAGAGAGACAGCUAUGAACAUCAAGAAUCUGAACAAGAGGUCUGAUAACUCGUCAUCAGGGAAAGUUCUGUUUUUAGGGAACAUCUGAGGUAUGUUGGAGGAUGGGAAAAAAAAUAGUUUAAUGCUUAAUCAUCAAUAUCAAACUUUAUAGCAAGUGAAGAGAAAGACUUGAUGACAUGAGUGAGUAAAAAUUAUGGAGGGCUUACAGUUCAGUUUCAGUUGUGC